Molecule: messenger RNA, 588 nt
Organism: Cryptosporidium ubiquitum
Lineage: Eukaryota; Apicomplexa; Conoidasida; Eucoccidiorida; Cryptosporidiidae
Exons: 1
Coding region: 1-588 (195 amino acids)
Biological process (GO): mRNA processing
Source: RefSeq, a predicted model, not a curated record
AUGGAAGAUGGUAUAGGAGUUAUAUGUGGGAAAGAAGGGGACUAUGGUGAUAAGUUAGUUAAUAAAUACGAUGUAUUAAGUUAUAUAGACAGUAUAUCUCCGGAAGAAAUGCAAUAUGCAAAUAAAUUGGUUAAAGAUGAAUUAUCAUCUGUUUUGAGUGGGCUUAAAAAUGAAGGUGAGAAAAAAGAAAAGAAUUAUUUAGAAAAGAAGAAAGCUGAGAUAGAGUUUAACAAGAGAGAAGAACAACCUGAAAUAGAAGACAAGACAAUGGGAAAGAUAAAACGAAUAAGUUCGGAGAUUCAGUACAAUUAUAUCACAAGAGUAAAUUUACAAUUACUUAAGGAAUUUGGGGAUGAAGCAUGGGAUGAUCAAGUUAAGAAGCUUAAAAGCCUCAAACAAAAGUUUCAAGAAGAGCAAAAUAACUUGAAAAAAUGUAUGAAGCAGAUUUCUCUAAACAGAAAGAAGAAACAAUUAGAAUUCCGAGAAAACCAGCUGGGUCCCUUAUUAGAUGACCUGAAAAGAAUUCAGAACGAAAAUAACAGCCUGGUUAAGACUUUACUUAAGAUUAGAAAAGAGAAUAGAAAAUAA